Molecule: messenger RNA, 1026 nt
Organism: Clonostachys rhizophaga
Lineage: Eukaryota; Fungi; Ascomycota; Sordariomycetes; Hypocreales; Bionectriaceae
Source: the annotation of a GenBank genome assembly
AUGGUGCCAAGCCAGGGUAGUCCUCCCAUCGGCACAGAAGCUACUUCCAGCAACAACAACCUUUUGCUCACGAGUUUCAACUUCGAGGAUGAACUAUUCGAGCCUGAUUGGUCCUAUGUACCUAAUCUAUCGCCUAGCUUGGUUGAUGAAUAUGUUGCCGAACAAGGCGCUAUUUCUAGCCCCAGAGGCAAUGAGUUACAACCUACGAAUAGUACUAAGCGUGAUUUCCCCGAAACAGAGCUUGGCCUUGCCAGCGACGUUGCCUUGCAUAUCCUGCGAUCCUACCCAUACAUGAUUGCAAGCCAGGGCGCCGUUCCUCCGUUCAUUCACCCACAAUAUCAAUCCCUAGACGAAGGCAACACGGCGCGCCCAAGCCCUCUCUAUGCUUCACUGAACCUCGUCAAGAUGCUUCUGCACGAUAGACGAGCAAAUAAGGGUUUGAUGUGGGGGUUGAUCCGGAUCGAACAGGAGCGACUGCUAAACGAACACCUCAGUUUUAAUCGGUGGGAGCUCUUACAGGCUUUACAAUCUCUCGUUGUGUAUUUACUCCUGAGGAUUAUUGAGGGACGCCACGAGUAUACCAACUUUGAUAGCCAGCUUCUAAUUUCGGCAAUCUGUAGGCAUCUCACCAUCAAAUAUGGCAAGCUCAUCAGCCCAGAGGAAGUGGCGGGUCGGGAGAUGCCUUGGAAGGACUGGGUGUUCAACGAAUCCCGUCGUCGCACCUCGAGCACGGUUGUCGUCAUCACCCGUAUCCUCCACGCCCAGGUUUCGCCGCCAUCUGAGAACAUGACGGAAUACUCCCACUUCCCCGCGCCAUCCCCUAUGAAGUUAUGGCGAGCUGAGAACGAGACUGAUUGGGCAAAUGACUAUACGGAAUAUCAAUAUCAGAAUGCUGUGCACGGAAUGCUUAAAAUUGGCGAUCUUGUCCAGCUAAAGGGCAGAGCCGGCAAGCAAAACGAUGGAUGGUAUGCUUACGCCGACUCCCUCGGUCUCUUGGUGACAUUAGCGGCGGAUCUGAUCUGCUAG